AUGCAACUUAAUGCACAAAAUUUUGUUUCAGUUUGUUCUCUUUACUUGCCUCCAAAUAAACACAUUGAUCAACGAGAUUUAGACUAUUUGGUAGAACAGCUGCCUAAGCCCUUUAUCAUAAUAGGAGACUGUAAUGCUCAUACCGCGCUCUGCAGAAGUAAGGAUACAAAUCCUAGAGGCAGACAAAUAGAGCGAAUGAUUGAAGAUCACUGCCUCUGUCUUCUCAAUAAUGGACAAGAUAUUUACUUCCACAAGCCUACAAGAACCUUUCACACUAUUGAUCUUGCCAUCUGUUCACCAUCUCUUUUACCUUUUUGUUCAUUCAGUGAAGAGAAUGAUCCUUAUAAUAGCAAUCAUUUUCCAAUUUUUGUAACUCUCGCACAAGAAGAAAUAAAUCCCACAUUUAGAGCUCCUCAUUUCAUGUAUGAUAAAAUCUGA
Messenger RNA from Stegodyphus dumicola, 438 nucleotides. RefSeq lists its product as uncharacterized. NCBI's taxonomy places the organism in Eukaryota, Metazoa, Arthropoda, Arachnida, Araneae, Eresidae. The record is from RefSeq and is a predicted model, not a curated record.